CGGAGACGGGCUCGGAGCGCGGCCGCGAGCGCCCUGGCGCGGGUCGGGUCCCCGGGACCGCGGAGCCCCGCAGGGAGGCGGCCGAGGGGACCGAGGCCCUGGCCCCGGCCAGGAUGCACAACGCGUCGUCCUGGGGCCCGGAGCACGCCAACACGUCGUGCCCCGCGCCCGCGCUCGGCUGCCCCAACGCGUCCGGCCCGCUGCCGCCGCUGCCGCCGCCUCUGGCCGUGGCCGUGCCCGUCGUGUACGCGGUGAUCUGCGCCGUGGGGUUGGCGGGCAACUCGGCCGUGCUGUUCGUGCUGCUGCGGGCGCCCCGCAUGAAGACCGUCACCAACCUGUUUAUCCUCAACCUGGCCGUGGCCGACGAGCUCUUCACGCUCGUGCUGCCCAUCAACAUCGCCGACUUCCUGCUUCGGCGCUGGCCCUUCGGGGAGCUCAUGUGCAAGCUCAUCGUGGCCAUCGACCAGUACAACACCUUCUCCAGCCUGUACUUCCUCACGGUCAUGAGCGCCGACCGCUACCUGGUGGUGCUGGCCACGGCCGAGUCGCGCCGGGUGGCCGGCCGCACGUACGGCGCCGCGCGCGCCGUGAGCCUGGCCGUGUGGGGAGUCGUGACGCUGGUCGUGCUGCCCUUCGCCAUCUUCGCCCGGCUGGACGACGAGCAGGGCCGGCGCCAGUGCGUGCUGGUCUUCCCGCAGCCCGAGGCCUUCUGGUGGCGCGCAAGCCGCCUCUACACGCUGGUGCUCGGCUUCGCCAUCCCCGUGUCCACCAUCUGCGUCCUCUACACCACGCUGCUGUGCCGGCUGCGCGCCAUACGCCUCGACAACCACGCCAGGGCCCUGGAGCGCGCCAAGAAGCGGGUGACCGUGCUGGUGGUGGCGAUCCUGGCCGUGUGCCUCCUUUGCUGGACGCCCUACCACCUGAGCACCGUGGUGGCGCUCACCACCGACGUCCCGCAGACGCCGGUGGUCAUCGCCGUCUCCUACUUCAUCACCAGCCUGAGCUACGCCAACAGCUGCCUCAACCCCUUCCUCUACGCCUUCCUGGACGACAGCUUCCGAAGGAGCCUCCGCCAGCUGCUGGCGUGUCGCGCCGCCGCCGCCUGAGCCGGCGCGCCGGGAGCCAGCGGCCCGGCGCUCAGGGUGGUCCCUGAGCCGCAGCUUCGGCCCCCGCCCACCAGCUCUCUAGAGAUGCAGGUUCUCGGGCCCCUGCCCAGGCCCCGCGGACUCGGACGCGCUUUGGCUGCGCCCGCCCUUUCAGUGUGCCAAGCCCUCCAGGUGGUGCGGAGGCGCGCAGGACAUGGGGACCGGCCGAGGCGGCGGAGAGCGCACGGACCUCUCCCUCUCCCUAAGGCCCAAGGGCGCCGAGGCGACCCCCGAGCUUGACACGGAGGGGAGGAAGGGGAGAAAAGGGGGCAAUACUGCAGAGACCCUCUUCCGGUUCCCCCCGCCUCCCGCCCCAGCCGUGCGCAGGCCGGCUCUUCGUGGAGCCCUCGGCGCUCCCUCGCCGCGGAGGUGCGAGGGGAGAGAUGCUAAGGCCGCCCGGGCCUUUGACGGGGAAGACAGCUCGGGUGGCGGGUCAGGAGUGAGUGUGUUAAGUGUGUGUGUGUGUGAGUGUGUGUGUGUGUGUACGCGCGCGUCUAUGCGUGCGCGCGUCUAGCAGAGGCCGGGGCUUUGGAUGCAGGGGGAUGGAAAUUGGCUGUGAUGCCUACACAGCAGUGAUAAGAAUGGUGACAACCCCCUUCCUGUCCCAGCCUCUUCUUUCUUUGCCUUUCCGCUUUCCCACCCACGCUGUCCCUGCGGGGACCCGGCCGCCGGGCUCGGGAAGGGCCUGGAGUCGGAUCCCCGGCCGGGUUGCGGCGUCCCCUGGCGGAGCCAGCUGCGGGAGCCGAGCAUCCAAAAACAGCGCUGGAUGUGCAGGUGAGCGCACCUGCGAAACCGCUCUUUCCGUGGCUGGGUUACUUGUCAUCGCUUCUCUCUCCAGAGGGCUCCACUCCCCUCCACACACACCAACGCCCCUGUGCCCCCGUCGACCUAGUACAGCUUGGAGCAGUUCGUUGCAAUUCUUAGUGUGCAAUUGCUUUUGAAGACCGAGAACUUUAUGUGUGCCCUAAUCUCACGUUUUGGGCGAGUUAAUGAGAUGAGGAGAUGCGUAUCCAUCCUCCGUUCCCCUCUUCCUCAUAUUCCUCUUGCUGUUCGCCUCAGGGGACCCAGGGAGCUGAAAUGACCGACGCCCUCAUGAUAACCUCUCCUGGUUCCCUUUCCACAGGGAACUGUGGAUUAUUUGUACUUUAUUUCUUCGUCCCAGACGGCAACUGGGAGAUGUCUGGUCUCACAGGGAGACCAGACAGCACCCUAUAUUUUAUCUCUACUUCUGGGAGACAAAAGUGGAUUAAGAGAGAGGACUGACAUUGGCUUUGCCCAGCCAUCUGCAGUUUACACUUCAGACCUGAGGGCAGAGCUUUAACCAGACUACAGUCAUUAAUGAGUGUUUUAAAAGAUAUUUUUUUCCCUUUGGGAUGAAUUCCAAACAGGAAUGAAAAUUUCUAAAAGUAUUUGUUUCCCAGGGUCAGUGUUAUAUGUGAUAAAAAUUAUGAGUGUUGCUGGCAGAAUUUGUUUACUUAGUUUGAUGGCCAUUAACCACAUUCUCAAUUACUUAUCUUCAAAAUACUUCUAACAAAAUAAAUGAAAAGGAAAUCUCUCCCUUGGGUUUUUCCCAAGGAAGAAGCUAACUCCCUUGCUGAUUUUCAUGAAUAAGAAUUGCUUCCUUAGCUCUCAGAGUAAUUAGGAACAAUGCGAUACUUCAUAGCUAUCAGUUUAGAAAAUGUAAAUUUAGAAACCCACCUUGGGUGACAAAUAAUAGUAAAAUUUCCAAAACAUGCUUUUCCAUCUCCAGUGCAUUUUGAAUGAUGUACAUCAUGGCAUUUGCACAGUCCUCUGCUGGUGGGCUUCAGAGGCCUCUUGGAAUUCGUUUUAGUAUCUUCCAAUUUCUUGGAAACGUUCUAUUGAUUUUCUUUAUGACUCACAAAAUUAUUUUGUGAAUCCUCCGUUUAUUUUCAAAAGAAAAAAUGUAAGCUUAGCGUAACUACCACAUUCUCUAAGGUAACAGACAGAGAGUUAAGUGGAUAUUUGCCGCAAACACAGACGAGUGUGAUAAUCUGGAUUUGAAACCUCAUCUGCCUUCGUAAACUCUGUGGCUGUGCUUUGACAUCUUCUGAACACAGAUCGGGGGAGAGCCAUGUGAUCCACCUGUCCACGGCAUCAUCCCUCCCACAGGUCAGCCUGGCUGUCUUGGAAUCUACCAAGAAGACUGCUGGAAAAACACAGGACUGACAUGGCUGCGCUGUCCACACAGCAAGGCGUGGACUGGCAUCCUAGUGUGCGUGUGUGAUUAAAUGGGACCCAGUACUUCAGUUUCCUCCUGGCUUUCUAAAUUAUUGGAUAGAAUGUUGUAUCAUUACUUCUAGGUUGUUGCCUUCUUAUUAGCAUGUAGAAACCCAGAUUGUACGUCUCAGACUUCCUUUUUAGGACUUGGGUCCUAGGUAGAAUAAAUAUGCCGACAGCCAUGCCAAAGUAGAAUUUACUUACAUCGUUGCAUUGCAAAGCUUUUAACUCUGUGUUUGAUUUUUGCAGUCUUCCUGUAAACCGUGUUGUUUGGUUAUACCACUUCUGAUAUUUUUAAAUGUCCAUUUGGUUUUACUUAACUUAGUACAGUUAUAUAAUGUAUGUGCUUAGGCGUUCUCUUGAGAAAUGCAGAAACCCUGCUAGUCCCUUGCACAGAAGCUCUGUUUAAAAUAAAAGCUGAAACAGUCUGUAUGAAGAGUGAAUAUUCUAUUUCCUGAGAACAUGGGAUCCAUAAUUCAGUCACCUUAGU
Aethalodelphis obliquidens (Pacific white-sided dolphin) is the source of this 3873-nucleotide messenger RNA. RefSeq names its product neuropeptides B and W receptor 1 (gene NPBWR1). Gene Ontology annotation, cellular component: plasma membrane; neuron projection. Gene Ontology annotation, biological process: neuropeptide signaling pathway. Gene Ontology annotation, molecular function: neuropeptide receptor activity; neuropeptide binding. The transcript has a single exon. The coding region runs from base 114 to 1106 and encodes 330 amino acids. NCBI's taxonomy places the organism in Eukaryota, Metazoa, Chordata, Mammalia, Artiodactyla, Delphinidae. The record is from RefSeq and is a predicted model, not a curated record.